This is a messenger RNA of Erythranthe guttata (spotted monkey flower), 2838 nucleotides long. The record is from RefSeq and is a predicted model, not a curated record. Lineage: Eukaryota; Viridiplantae; Streptophyta; Magnoliopsida; Lamiales; Phrymaceae.
AUGGCGAUGCAUCCCUAUUGUCAUUCUGAAGUGCCGGUAGAGGGAGACGAUGACUAUGGUGAUGGUAGUGGUGGUCAUGGUUAUGGAGGGGAUAAUUAUGGUGAUAGAUUGUUGUUGGAGACGAUGCCAUAUGACGACAAUUUGUAUUUUGAUCCCUCGGUUUUGGAUAAAAAGGAAUAUGAAGAUUUCUCUCACUUCUUCCAAGUUGAUAUUGUGUUCGGCAGUAGGGAAGAAUUAAUCAACUGGGCGAAAGAAACUGCAGUUAGUCAUUGUCACCGUUUGAUUUGUCAGUCUAGAAGGGAGAAUGCACAGUACAUGACGUGUGACAAAUACGGACAUGGCCGACAAACGAAUAUCGAUGUGGAAGAUCCUAGAAACUCAGGAACAAAAAAAUGUGGUUGUCCGUUCAAAUUGAUUGGCAAAAGGUCAAGGUUUGAUGAAUUAUGGCGGUUGACUGUCAGCGAUGGCAGGCAUAGUCAUCGUCCGACUUUGUUUCCUCACGGACAAGGUACGACUAGUCGUAUAACUCCGCAACAGAAAGCAAGAAUUAAAGAAUUGCGAAAUUCUCACGUGAAGCCAAUGCUGAUCAUGGAUAGACUGAGAAAAGAUGAUCCGACGAUACAAACCUCUAUGAAGCAUGUUUACAAUGAGUUGGCCAAGAUUAAAUCUGAGGAAAUGGAGGGCAUGACUGUUAUUCAGUUUAUGAUGCAUAACUUUCAAAAAGGCGAGUAUCGAUAUUGGCAUCGCGUCGAUAGUGAAACGAGCAACACGAUUACAGAUAUUAUGUUUGCAUGUCCCGAAUCUAUUCAGUUAUUACGGUUGUUCCCGUAUGUUAUAUUGAUGGACUGCACAUACAAAACCAAUAAGUAUGGAAUGCCUCUUUUGGAAAUAAUUGGGAUAACUCCAGUUGGGAGGAAUUAUACAAUUGCUGUUGCAUUUAUGUCGCAUGAAGAUGCAGACACCUACGAGUGGACUUUGAAUUGUUUGAAAGAGUUGCUAGAUGGUGUCGAACCUGAUGCGAUCUUGACAGACAGAGAGUUGGGUCUUUUGAAAGCACUGCCAAAUGUCUUCCCAUUUUCGUAUCAUAUGUUGUGUAUAUUCCAUAUAAACAGAAAUGUUGAGGCAAAUGCGACGAAAUUUAUGGGAGGCAACAAGGACCAAGGUCUAAUAUUCCGACGUGUGCUGUGGGCUAAGCUGGUGAAAUCAGAAACCGAAGAAGAGUAUCAUUACAAUUACAAUGAAAUUGUUGGACGGUAUGCAGGGUAUCCUAGGCUGAUACAGUAUUUGAAUGAUACGUGGUUGAUAUACAAGGAGAAGUUUGUUCGUGCCUAUACUCGCAAUGUGUAUCAUUUUGGCAACACGAGCACCAACAGGGUGGAGAGCGCUCAUUCUUCAGCGAAGGGUUGGUUAAAUGCUUCGACCGGAGGUCUGGAUAACGUGCAAGGCAAACUUCGGGACCAAGUUUAUAUCCAAAUUAGUGAGCUGAAGUGCGAUUUUUCAUUAUCAUCCAAGAUAAGGAAGCAUACUGCAGCAUGGCCGUGUUUUCAGGGUUUGAUUUGUUAUGUUACGCAUCUGGCAUUAGAGAAAUUGGAUGAAGAGAUGGAGUCCCCGGCGAUGCAAGAUCCGAGUAUUUGCACACACUAUCUUUGGAAUACUCAUGGGCUCCCAUGCGCGUGCAAAAUUGUGCAGAAAAUGGAAGAUAAUGACACGUUCGUCAUUUCAGACUUGCAUCCAUUCUGGAGUACCAUGGCAGUUGAGCCUUCGGAGCUACCUGAGUAUCAAGUAAACCGCGAGGAGAUUGUGGAUAGACAGAUUGAUGACCUGAAUUGCAAUUUGAAGAAGAUGAAUUACACGAGUAAGAUAAAUGCCGUGGCCUCAUUGCGUGGCAUCGUUUAUCCGUCUACGUCGCAUCUGUCCGAACCAUCAUUUGUUAAGACCAAAGGACGACCAAAGAAUAACUCGACAAAGAGAGACCCUUCUGGAUGGCAGUAUCAUAUUGAUGAGGAGACAAUUAAGUCGUCGUGUGGUUCCAAGGGUCGCCAAACCUCAUCUGGUGCAAAGAUUCCUAAAACAAAGGUUGAGAGAAGCACUGAUGGAACGCCUCAAUCGAAGAUGAAAGGUCGUGGUUCUCGUAUUCCCACACAAGAAUCUGCUGCCCCUACAAUACCUGCACAUGAAGGAAUCGACUUUUAUUCUUUCGUGCCCAGAUUUAUGGUCCGUCUUAUUCAAGAUUAUGUUAACGUGAUGGCGGAUGGCAACUGUGGGUACCGGUGCGUUGCUCAAGCCGUGUACGGGGAUCAAGAAAGAUGGCCGCAAGUGAGAGGGGAGUUGCUUAUUGAGUUAUACGAGCAUGCUAGUGUCUACACGGCGAUGUUUGGCAGUACCGGAUACGUUGAGGUCAUACGCAAGUGUGACUGGACCUCAGGGCCUUGUCCACAAGCUUAUUGGAUGGACAUGAAUGAAAUGGGAUUGGCCAUUGCUACCAGAUACAGUGCAUUAGUGUUUUCGAUUUGCUGCAGUUUGCAGUUUUCGAUUUUUGGGUUCUUGAUCGUUUGCAGUUUCGAUUUGCUGCAGUUUGCAGUUUUCGAUUUUUGGGUUCUUGAUCGUUUGCAGUUUUCGAUUUGCUGCAAUUUGCAGUUUUCGAUUUUUGGGUUCUUGAUCUUUGCAGUUUUCGAUUUUUGGGUUCUUGAUCGUUUGCAGUUUUCGAUUUGGUCGUUUGCAGUUUUCGAUUUGCUGUUCAAUUUGCUGUUCAAUUUUGGGGUUCUUGGUCGUUUUACCAGGUCGUUUUGGGUACCAGAUCGUUUUGGGUACCAGGUCGUUUUGGGUGUUUGUCAUUAA